UCAUGCCUGGAUCAACUCUCCAAUGAACCUUGUCCGUUCAAUAACUUGAAGUGUUUGAAGAUAAAUGCAAUGCAUUUGACUGAUCGUAUACCAACAAUACCCACUCAAGUCAGAAAUUACUUCCUUGAUAACUCUCCAAAUGCCAUUUUCGUUAUGGAUUUACCACAGCAGGUACUUAAUAACACGAAGCAAACAAAGAGUAUGACCGAAGAGAAGCAAAAGGUAAAAAUAAGUGUUGUUCAAGCUGCAUCAAAUGUUAAAGCAUUCAAUCCAAAUCAAAGAGGAGGAUUGAAGAUAGAAGACCAAGCUGCUAGUGGAAUAUUCGAAAAGCAAAAGGCAAAAAUACAAAUGAACCGUCAGUUUAUUGGAAAGCUGAAGGCAUUACUGAGGGCACAGAAUUUGCAGCGUGUGAAAUUGGUAUCACAUAUCAUGAAGUGUAAAAUGGUAGAAUUCAAGGCGCAGGUUGAGAGCGGGAACCCUGACUAUAAAGUAAUCCAUUCAAUAGUGCAUGAGAUUAGAGACUUGAUACCCACAAGCUUAAGGGUAAAUUUGGAGGCACACUUUUCUUCUCAAUAUGAAAAGGUGAAGACUCUAUUACAUACCUGCAUUGAUGCUAGCCAAUGGGCAAAGAUUGAAACUAUACUAGGGAACUUUAGGCUAUUUGAAAGGUUUCACUCCAAUAACAAUCAUAGUCAGUCAGCUGGACGAUCUGUUGAACACUGUCAAGCAGCGAGACCGUCUACCGCCGAAGUACCUAAUUACACAUUGGCUAAGAAGGUGGCCCAAGAGAAACAGAAGGGUGUGACAUCAGGUUAUUGGCAGGCUAUUGCAAAGCAGGAUGUGGAAUUACAUAUGCAAGAUCAGGUUAUUGGAAAGCUAAAGGCAAAGGUGAGGGCAAGGAAAUUUCAGCAUGGGAAAUUGGUAUUAUUGAUGAUCAAGUACAAAAUGGCAGAGUUGGUAGUGCAGGUUGAGAGUGGGAAUCCAGACUAUGAAGUAAUCCGUUCAAUAGGGCGUGAUAUCAAAGACUUUAUACCCGGGAGCUCAGGGGUUAAUUUAGAGGCACAGUUUUCUUCUCAGUAUAACGAAGUUAAGAGUCGAUUAUUUACACGCAUCGAUGCUAGCCAAUGGGCAUUGAUCGAAAAGGAGUUAGGGAAUUUAAGGCAUUUUGAGAAAUUACCCUCCAAUAGCAGUCACAUUCAGGCAGCUCUACAUGCUACCGAACUUCCUCCAGCACCAAAACCAUAUCCAGAUAUUGUGCUACAGAAGAGAUCAAGAGAAGAGGUACCUAAUGACACGAUGGCUAAUAAGGUGGCUAAAUUGGAGGCAGGAAAAAAGCAACCAGAGCCUAUGCCCCAAGACCAAGAGAUACGAAUGUUGAAAGAAAAAAUACGAAUGCAGGAUCAACUUAUUGCAAAGCAGAAUGCUAGUCUACAAGUGCAAUUUCAAGUUACUGAACAGCAGAAGGUGAGAAUACAAAUGCAAGAUCAGAUUAUUGGGGAGCUAAAGGCAAAACUGGGGGCUCAUGAUAUGCAGCAUGAACAAUUGAUAUCACAGUUUAUAAAGUGCAAAGUCGGGGAAUUGAAGUUGCAGGUUGAGAGUGGGAAUCCAGACUAUAGAGUCAUCCAUUCAAUAGGGUGUGAUAUCAAAGGCUUGAUACCUGGGAGCUUAGGGGUAAAUGUGGAGGCAUUUUUUUCUUCUCAGUAUGAAGAGGUGAAGAGUCUGUUAGGUACCUGCAUUGAUGCUAGUCAAUGGGCAAAGAUUAGUACUGAGCUUGGGAGUCUAAGGUUUUCUCAGAGGUUUCAUCUGAAUAAGCGUCAGAGUCAGCAUGCGAUGAUGACAUCUUCAGGACUUGGAUGUACAGGAAGUAAUAUGGAGGGCUCUUGCAAGUAACUUGCAAGUUGCGACGAUAUCAUGCAUCUGUAUGUUUGCUUUAGAUUGCUUUUCACAGAUAUUUUGUGGAUGAAGUAAACGUUUAUUCUGUUGGUUGAUUACAUAACUUUUCAUCUUUUGCAUAUAGAUAUAUUUUCGUAUGGUUUUACAUGAAUUUUGAAAGUUUGCUUGAUUUAGUAAGCUUUCUAUGUAUUUUUGUAUGGGUAUUAAGGCUAUUAAC
This is a messenger RNA of Erigeron canadensis, 2110 nucleotides long. RefSeq lists its product as uncharacterized. NCBI's taxonomy places the organism in Eukaryota, Viridiplantae, Streptophyta, Magnoliopsida, Asterales, Asteraceae. The transcript is spliced from 5 exons. Bases 70 to 1890 code for a protein of 606 amino acids. The record is from RefSeq and is a predicted model, not a curated record.